This is a messenger RNA of Elgaria multicarinata webbii, 3376 nucleotides long. RefSeq names its product Rho GTPase activating protein 24 (gene ARHGAP24). Gene Ontology annotation, cellular component: focal adhesion. Gene Ontology annotation, biological process: wound healing, spreading of epidermal cells; negative regulation of ruffle assembly; activation of GTPase activity. The coding region runs from base 934 to 2901 and encodes 655 amino acids. The transcript is spliced from 7 exons. Lineage: Eukaryota; Metazoa; Chordata; Lepidosauria; Squamata; Anguidae. The record is from RefSeq and is a predicted model, not a curated record. Gene Ontology annotation, molecular function: GTPase activator activity.
CUGCCGCAUGCAUGCGACGGACUUGAGCAGAAGCUGCAGCAGCAGCGGCAGCAGCAGCAGCAGCGUUUGAAACGCUUCCAUUGAGAAGAGUUGGACAGGGGAAAUAUUGGCACAGGCGUCUCUUGUGCGAGGUGCGUCUUCUCCAGCAGAUCCCGAGGAACUUCGUGGCGUCACUGAGCGGCUGAUCCCACUGGGGCUGAUGUGUUUGCCACGAAAGUCGGGGCAGCAGGAAGGCAACAAAUCAUCCAGACUCUCCAAAGAGGAGGCGUUUUCUUGCAUAAUAAUUAGGGGGGGGAGAAGAAACCCUUUGAAGAGCGUCUUGAAUGGACAAAUGUAGCCUUUGGGGAGAUGCUGUCAUUAUUUUUGUCCCCCAUUUGCGGAGAUAAAAAGGAGCCGGCGAGGAGCAUCCAAGGCAAGCCUUUGGUGUCCUUUUUUGGGUCAUUGUUCUCAUCUUCCGCUCAUGCAUUGCUAUUUGCUGACCUUUCCCAGUGGAAUCUAUGCCUCCCCUCCUCCCCACUUGCUCCACCCCGUACAGUUCCAGCUGAGAAGAAGCACUGACUGCCCCCCUCCCAAAAAAAACCUGCCACAAGACACCUUGAAUGGAAGAUAUACCUUUACGCUGAAAUUCUUUUGUCAUGACAUGGCAUUGUUACCACUCAAUGGGAAAUAACAUCAAAAAACUCAAGGAGAAGGAAGAGAGACAACGGAAAGGAAACCAUCUGAAAUCACUAGCAAAGGAGGGAUGCUAACAUCUUUCCUCUGAAGAAGUCAGAAGCCUAUCAAGACUGAGAAGAACACAAUUUGGGGUGCUUGAGGGGGGCAGGACAAAAUACCGCUGAAAAUAGUAGUAUAUAAGAAUGAUUGAUCGCAGUGUGCCAACCAGAAGUGGCUUUUAACACAUGCUUUUGAGACACAACUCUUUCUCAGGCCUGCAUGAUGCCUGAAGACAGGAAUACGGGGGUCCGUGCCUCAGGUGCCUUAGCGUCGUCCCCCUUUGUUCCCAAAACUACCUACAGGAGAAUUAAGCGGUGUUUUAGCUUCCGCAAAGGGAUUUUUGGGCAGAAGCUUGAAGACACCGUCCGGUAUGAGAAGAGAUAUGGAAACCAUUUGGCUCCCAUGUUGGUGGAACAGUGCGUAGAUUUUAUUCGGCUGCGUGGGCUGAAGGAAGAAGGACUUUUCAGACUGCCCGGACAGGCUAACCUCGUCAAAGAAUUACAGGAUGCUUUUGACUGUGGAGAGAAGCCAUUGUUUGACAGAAAUACAGAUGUACACACGGUGGCAUCACUGCUGAAACUGUACCUCAGAGAGCUCCCGGAGCCAGUUAUCCCGUACUCCAAAUAUGAAGAUUUCCUUUCCUGUGCCAAACAGCUCAGCAAGGAAGAGGAAAUGGGGCUGAAUGAAUUGGUGAAACAAGUCAAGAGUUUGCCACUUGUGAACUUCAACCUGUUGAAGUAUAUUUGCAGAUUCCUGGAUGAAGUCCAGUCCUAUUCCGGAGUAAACAAAAUGAGUGUGCAAAACCUUGCUACUGUGUUCGGCCCCAACAUCCUGCGUCCCAAAGUGGAAGACCCUCUGACCAUCAUGGAAGGUACCGUUGUCGUCCAGCAGUUGAUGUCUAUGAUGAUAAGUGAACAUGAGCUGCUUUUUCCCAAGGAUGCAGAUCUCCAAAGUGGGCAGGAAGUUUGUAAUAACAACAAUGAGAUCCAAAAGAAAGUGAUUAUGGGUCAGCUCCAGAACAAAGAGAACAACAACACCAAGGAGUCCCCAGUGAGACGCUGCUCUUGGGAGAAACCUGAAUCUCCUCAAAGGACCAUUGUGGACAACGGGUCUCCUACUGCCCAGCCUGGGAGCAAGUCAAACAGCCCAAGAAACAGCAUUCACAAACUGGACAUCACCAGAAGUCCACCCCUCAUGGUGAAAAAAAAUCCAGCAUUUAAUAAAGGCAGUGGCAUAGUCACCAAUGGGUCGUUCAGCAGUUCGGUGGAAGGUCAAGAGAAGACAUCACCAGCCUUGCCCAAUGGUACCUUGCAGGCUAGAAGAACAUCUUCCCUGAAAGGGCCAGUCACUAAAAUGGGCACACAUAGUGUACAGAAUGGAGGUGUGCGAAUGGGGAUCUCAAGUACUGACACCCAUAGCAACUCUCUGAACAGCCGCAACCAGAGCUGGAUGCCCAAUGGUUACGUGACAUUCAGGGACAACAAGCAAAAGGAGCCCAUGAGUGAUUCAGGCCAGCAUAACAGACUCUCUACUUAUGACAACGUCCACCAGCAGUUCUCUGUGGUGAACACCGAAGAUAAGCAGAGCGUCGAUAGUGCGACGUGGUCCACGUCGUCUUGUGAAAUAUCCCUCCCUGAACAUUCCAACUCCUGCCGGUCCUCUACCACCACCUGCCCUGAGCAAGACUUUUAUGGGCCCAAUUUUGAAGACCCUGUGCUAGAUGAGCCCCAACAUGAAGAUCUCUCCAACCAAGGAGAUUAUGAGAGCAAAGGUGACCGGAGAAGUGUUGGUGGGCGUAGCAGCCGGGCUACCAGCAGCAGCGACAACAGUGAAACUUUUGUCGUCAACAACACAAGCAACCACAGUGCUUUGCACAGCCUUGUGUCAAGCUUAAAGCAGGAAAUGGCAAAACAAAAGCUGGAGUAUGAAACGAGGAUUAAAAGCCUUGAACAGAGGAAUCUUUCCCUGGAGACAGAAAUGAUGGGCCUGCAUGAUGAACUGGAACAAGAGAAGAAGAAGUUUACCAUGGUAGAAAUUAAAAUGCGCAACGCAGAGCGGGCCAAAGAAGAUGCCGAGAAGAGGAAUGACAUGCUGCAAAAAGAGAUGGAGCAGUUCUUCUCAACGUUUGGGGAACUGACAGUGGAACCCCGUAGGCCAGAAAGAGGGAACACCAUUUGGAUCCAAUGAGCAUUGCUGCUGACCAAGACUGUGGGAUUCUGGGAAGAGGGUUGUUGGGAUAUUAUAUUGUAACAGGUGACUGGUCACCUGACUGAGGCUAGCACUCAACGUAAUGUUGUCAACCCUCAAAAGAAGACGCCAUGUCGACAUCAAUCAACCGCAUCUGCUGUGUGUACAUUUUAAUUGAAAAAUCAUAUUCCCCUGAAUGCAUCAUAAUGCUACUGUUAAGUGUUGCAAUUGGAUUUGUGUAUAUAGGUUUUAAAUAGAUCAUUCUGGGGGUUGGGGGCAGAGUAGAAAGAGACAAGAAAAAAAAUAUUUUAAUGCAAGUCUUAUAUUUAAACUGGCAAAUGGAAACUUCAUUGCAAUCAAGCUUUAUAUUGAGGCUUUUUCUCCCUUGCACUUACUUAACAUAAUAAGCUAUUUUUGGCAUUGUGUUACCAUCAGCUUAUUUUAUAAAUUAAUUUGUAUUUGUUUGCCCCUCUUG